Molecule: messenger RNA, 2286 nt
Organism: Dacryopinax primogenitus
Lineage: Eukaryota; Fungi; Basidiomycota; Dacrymycetes; Dacrymycetales; Dacrymycetaceae
Exons: 10
Coding region: 711-1967 (418 amino acids)
Source: RefSeq, a predicted model, not a curated record
CACAAGAAUUACCGAGAACGGUGAUUUAGUUAUGGACGCAGCGUUAGUUGAACCUUUCGCGGCGCUCCUUGGCAGAAACCGUGUCCUAGCUGGGAAGAAAGUCCGCAAGUAUUACAAGAGGCGCUCAAGGCGAAUACUUGACCAGAUACCGGAGGAAGAUAUUCAAGCAUCGUUCACCUCAACAGAAAGAAGUGAACGUGACAAGUUUGGCCUUGGCUGUACGCUAAAGGGCAAGGUAUUUGUCAUAGAGAACAAGCUUCCGCAGUCUGAACUACCUGCCGUGGUGAAUGGAGUUCAUCAUACUGACGACCAAGACACCUUCAACGUUGGCGAGGUCGUCCUGACAUUCCAACUGGACAGCAAGUCAUACCUGCCGGGGGAGAUAUUCAACGCCGAUGUUGCGCCGCCCAUUGUUCGUGUUCUUAGGCCAGAGGGCCAGGUACCGCACCACCUUGUUGCAGUCUACCCCCACGGUGGCUUUGAAUGGUUCACGGACUCCGAUCUGCGUCACACUGACGUUACGCUACUCAAACGGCUUGAAAGCCUGUCCACGGAUCAAGGUGCCAAGGAUGCUUUCAAAAUUGCUCAGAACCCAGCCAAAUGGCGAACAACCUUCAACGCAUCGCUUAGAGUGAUGGUGGAAGCUCGCAGAGCCACGGAUAUCGAGCAUGAUGAGAAGGCUAAAGCGAAAGAGGAUUCUCCACCUGAAGAUGGACAACUACGAAGACUUGCAGCCCAGUCGUCACCUUCGUUCUCAUGCUCAUCUUCUCGGUCCAGACAGGUAUGAAGUCGGUGAGUUAGUGCUAGGCAAACUUCAAGGACACCCUCCUUGGCCCGGGAAAAUUGCGGACCCUCAUAAACUCCCCAUGCAGAUUGCUCUGGCAUGCCCAGAUCGGGAUGAUCCGGACGUCUAUCCGAUCCGUUUCUAUCCUGACGGUGAUUACUGGUGGGUUCGGCACACCGAAAUUGUACGCCUCGAUCAGGAGCGCGUGGCAAAGUUUGUCCGUGAGACGCGCGCCAACUUCGGUCCGUUACUUGAAGGAUACAAGAUUGCACGGGACACCACAGAGUGGGAGGCCAACAACCCCACACCUGAAGAUGUUGUAGACCUAUACCGCAUUGAGAUGCCUGAGAAACCUAAGCCCAAGGAGCCCAUAUCCAAACCAGUGCACGGGAAGCGCAAGCGGGGUCCCCAUCGGGAGGACAGCAAUGAGCCACAACCGCACAGGAAACGCAGGCGCGGCGAGCGUUACCCCGAUGGAGAAUUUAUGGCCAAGCGGAGGCGCAAGAUUCACAGUUUCUCAGCGGCUGAGGAAACACCGACCGAUAACGUGAAGUAUGAGAAUGAGAGCGCGGAACCCGAUAUACCUCCUCCAAUGUCGCCUCGCACUGCCGCGGCGGAGGCAGCUCAGGAGAGAAAGAACAAGUUGCUCAAGACCAGGUGGUUGCUGCAGAAGACGUUCCUGAGCACGGAUAGGCCAAACGAGUUGAAAUACCCAGAUGCGUCGCGCGUUUUAGAGGAGCUGCGGAACAACACAGAGAUCACCGGCGCACUUCUCCGUGAAACGAAGCUUCAAAAGGUCCUAAUGGGUAUCACCAAAAUGGACUACAUUCGGAGCGAUGAUGAGUUCAAAUUCCGCAGUCGGGCGAAGGAGAUCCUUAAGUCUUGGGAGCAUAUUCCACUUCCUGACAUUACCGGAGCCGGUCCUGGCACCGGUGUUGGCCACGGUAUAAAUGGCGCUGGAAACAGCGUAAAUGGAGACCAUGUGGAGAGUGGGGCGCGUCCGGACCCGCUGGUUGUCAACACCCGUGUUGUGAAUGAAGGGGGGGACGGGGAGCCGGACACGGAGCGCAUGACGAGCGUGCCGCGUGGGACGAGCGACGGGCUCACGCCUAUGGGUAUUUUUUCACUCCUGCCGGGCACGAGCAUGUCGCCUAAGGAGGCGCGAGAGCCUGGCAAGAUCUGAACUGAUUGGUUAGCAUACUUGGUGAAAGCGGCCCCAUCACGACCUUGCAUACACGAAAUGCGUCGUACUAUGAAUUGUUUGCUGCUUAUUGGGAGAAGCGGAUACAGCAUUGAAGAUGCGGUGUAUACGAAAUGCCGUCAUGCUGUGCGUAUGAUUUUGCUCGAAGUGCUCGGAGCGAAAAAUCUCGUUCUUUGUUCUAUUUACCCCUUCUACUUUGCUCCUUCGCACGUGUUAUCGUAGUCCUAUCUUUCUUCUUAUCCCCCCACGCCUGCCCAUCUGUUCAUACCACCUCCAACUCCGACCCAUGUUCUACUAUGUU